Molecule: messenger RNA, 812 nt
Organism: Drosophila grimshawi
Lineage: Eukaryota; Metazoa; Arthropoda; Insecta; Diptera; Drosophilidae
Exons: 2
Coding region: 10-675 (221 amino acids)
Source: RefSeq, a predicted model, not a curated record
AUUGGUCUAAUGUGGGAGAGCGCAGUUCUUCGAAUGGAAACGAAAAUAUUGAUUGUGCUGCUCUUGGCUCUCACCUGGACGCAGUGCGUCCAAUCUCAGCUUCCGUCCGAUAUCAGUUGCAGAAAUUUCGCAACGGAAGCAAUCAAUCUACCGGCUCUGUCAGGUAUUUGGUAUGAGGCGGGCCGGGUACCUAAUGAGGAUGUUAUGAACUGCUUGAAUGUCUCAGUCCCAGCGACUGUGGAUGAGCAACUGGACCUGCGAUUGGAGUAUCUAAGCCGAAUCAAUGGAAAAGAUCAGGUUGUCAAGGAGACGAUUACAUUUCCCUGGGAUAACAACACUCAAAACGGAAUAUUUAACUUGGACUACAAUGGGCCAUCAGCGAGUAUGUCUGUUACUUAUAAAAUAGUCUACACCAUUCCGAAAGUUGUGACUUUCAUCUGCGGCUAUGCGAGCAUCUCUCCAAUACCGCUCUUAAAGAUCUUCUCACGCGAACGUCAAAUUAGUCAACAAACUAUCGAGAUGGUCAACAGUUUUCUCACUGCAGCUGGCUACGCUGAUGAUAUUAUUUGGACGGAUCAAUCAUUCGCUCGCUGCAAUGCUGCAGUACGUCCAGCAAUUGGAGCUAUAUCAAUAUUUGCUCUAGCUAUCGUGUGGUGCUUAUCUAGAUGGAACUAGCGACAGUUUAUCAACAGGUUAUCAGCACCGGUUGUAAGUAGUUAUUAGUAAUUUUUGCGAAAUCUGAUAAGAUCUAGUUAUCCAAUACAUGUGUAUAAUAUAAAUAUUAAACAUUUCAAUAUUAAUACAAACUCAAA